AUGGAUUUGCGCACGAUCAUGAACAACGACGGCGGUUCCAAGCCUGCUCCGCCCACACAAACCUCGAGUUCUCCGAUCGAUCCCACUCAGCAGCAGCGCGCGCAACAGAACUACUCGGACUUCGCCACUCGUCCUCCACAGCCUCCGUUGCAGCAUCCGCAUGGCUCCCCAGAACGAUCCUCGCCCUAUGCUCCUCCCCAAUCGCCGUACCAACAGUUCAAGGGCGCCCCCGCGCCUCCACCAUUGAAUACAGGAGCGCAAUCUCAGCGGAGUCAAAGCCCUCCUCAGGUUAUGACUCCAUAUGGACCUGGCGCGCGUGACCAAUACAGCGCGUCGGCGUACAAUUCGCAUCCACAACACCCCGCCGGCCCCUUGGCCUCACCGUACACACCGCAGCCUCUCAGUGCGGGUCUUCAUCAUCCGGAACAGGGUUCGUACUUUGCACAGCAGAGAUCUCACUCGUUACAAUCGGUCAUGACGAAUCCGCAAGCCCCGGGGGAGACGUUCCGUCCACGAGACAGCCCUCCCACCGCCACGCAGCCUCCACCCCAUCACUUUUCUCCUCCUUCCCAUCGUCCUGCCCCGGAGACUCCUCUGGGACCCCCCGCCGCGUUCUCCUCUCGCAAAUCCCCCUCUGUGCGUCCGCUGUCCUCCGGCCGCGAUUCUCCGCGCAAUCCUCUGUCCAGCCCUCGACCGAUGCAAGACACGCCCAUGCGAGACUCAACAAACACACAAUCUCCAUCUCUUUCCCGGAACUUCUCACCCAGCUCUAGACCGUCCGAAUCCACUCCUCAACCUCACUCGGCCGGCCUCAAACAAGAGCAUAUGGGAACAGCAAGCCCGGAGGCUUCGAGGCAGAACAGCAUCGCGGGUACAUCUGAAACAGCCGGAGCUCCAAUGCGCUCAUCAGAAGAUGGAAGAUGGAACGAGAGUCCUACGGCAUCGUUUCCAUCGGGACCAGGGGCGGAAACACGUGUCUCUCCAAUCGCAAUGGCUAAUGCCCAGAUGAAUAGCUUCUCAGGGCCGAGAAGUGGAUCCCACCCCCUGAAGUCGGUGAAGAUGGAGGUUGACCACGACCCAAUGCCUCGUUUUGAGAACCAACCGUCAAUCGAUAAUCCGCUACCAAAGGCGAAGAGGAGACGAUACAAUGAGCCCCCAAUUUAUGCUCAGCGGUCGGUCCGUACCAAAGGCAAAUGCCCUGUGAUUCCCAACCCACAAUCUCCUGUUCCGAAACAUUUACGCCAGUCGAGCCAGGAGCCCUGGGCCGCUCGCAGGCGAUCCUCCACAAAUGCGUCCGCAGUGACCACUGCGACUUCGCAUGCUGUACGGACACCAGGCUCUGUUCCGCCCAGCGCGAACGGUCCUCCACCGCAGGCGGCACCGGCACCGGCACCGAUGCCUGCGCCUGCGCUUGCACCUCAGGCUUCUACACGCCCCGUGGGAUCAUUGGGACCGUGGGAACCUUCAAUCACCGGACUCAUUCCCUUCGAGGAGAUUACAAAAUCUCUCUGUGAUUUCCUUUUCAAGCAUGUCGUCAUGAGAAACGACGUAGCUGUUGGAGGAGCAGGCUCAGCUGCCACUGGACAAGGAACAAUCAUUGAAGUAGAGGCGAAGCUAGGCCAUGUCAUCGAUCAGGAUCGUCGAGAAAGACUGCGCUUGCCUGUUCUCACAGAGAGCGUCAUCAAUCGCGAUUCCGGAUUUCGGACAGCAUUUGAGAGCAGCAUGACAGUCGAGCAACACCGCGCCAUGAACAACUUUCUAAACGAAACCGUCAGACAUUCCAUGCCGGCCGCUGACCCAAAACGUAUCCCACUCACGUACGCACACAAAAAGGAACGUGAUACCUUCUACGAAGUCGAUCCCAACGACCUUCCCCCGGUGAUUCGUCAAAAUCUUAACCCUCGCCACAAGCCCAAAGUCCGUGUGACAACCGACCAACGAACCGGUGAAGUGAUCGCCAAAAUUAUCAAAUGCCGAGUCGCCGACAUCGACGUGUACAGUCCCCGCACAACAGUUGACUGGCGCGUAUCUGUCAAUCUUGAAAUGGAAUACGAAGGAGACCACACCCAGCUCCCAAUGGUAGACGCAUCAAAGGGUGGCCGUGGCGAGCGAAACAAAGACCGCAUGAGUUACAGACACUUAGCCUAUCAGAUCGAUCUGACGCAGGUAGCCAGGGCCGAGCUUGCAACGAAAAAUGAAUUCGAGCACGAGCUCGAGAUCGAAAUCUCGGCCGCUGAAAUCCGUCGACAAGGAACCUUGGCUAUGGCUGGUGACCCGUCGAAUCAGUACGAAGAACUGGUAAAGGGCUUUGUGGAUAAUAUUCGAGUCCUGGCACGAGCAGUGCCACCUUGA
This is a messenger RNA of Penicillium atrosanguineum, 2352 nucleotides long. RefSeq lists its product as uncharacterized. The record is from RefSeq and is a predicted model, not a curated record. Lineage: Eukaryota; Fungi; Ascomycota; Eurotiomycetes; Eurotiales; Aspergillaceae. Gene Ontology annotation, molecular function: polynucleotide 5'-phosphatase activity. Gene Ontology annotation, biological process: polynucleotide 5' dephosphorylation; 7-methylguanosine mRNA capping. The transcript has 3 exons. Gene Ontology annotation, cellular component: mRNA capping enzyme complex. The coding region runs from base 1 to 2352 and encodes 783 amino acids.